AUGUCCGGUCGCGGUAAAGGAGGCAAAGUCAAGGGGAAGGCAAAGUCACGUCAGUCCAACCGUGCCGGUCUUCAGUUUCCCGUCGGACGUAUACACAGACUACUGAGGAAGGGUAACUACGCGGAGCGCGUCGGUGCCGGUGCACCGGUAUACCUCGCGGCCGUCAUGGAAUACCUCGCCGCCGAAGUUCUCGAGUUGGCCGGCAACGCUGCCCGCGACAACAAGAAGACUAGGAUUAUACCGAGACAUCUUCAGUUGGCGAUCCGUAACGACGAGGAGCUGAACAAGUUACUCUCGGGCGUGACGAUCGCACAAGGCGGCGUCCUCCCCAACAUCCAAGCCGUUCUGCUGCCCAAGAAGAUCGAGAAGAAGGCAUAAACUGA
This is a messenger RNA of Nymphalis io (European peacock), 383 nucleotides long. Its product is annotated as histone H2A-like. Bases 1 to 378 code for a protein of 125 amino acids. Gene Ontology annotation, cellular component: nucleosome. NCBI's taxonomy places the organism in Eukaryota, Metazoa, Arthropoda, Insecta, Lepidoptera, Nymphalidae. The transcript has a single exon. The record is from RefSeq and is a predicted model, not a curated record. Gene Ontology annotation, molecular function: structural constituent of chromatin; DNA binding; protein heterodimerization activity.